This is a messenger RNA of Henningerozyma blattae CBS 6284, 5118 nucleotides long. RefSeq lists its product as uncharacterized. Bases 1 to 5118 code for a protein of 1705 amino acids. The transcript has a single exon. Gene Ontology annotation, molecular function: lipid binding. The record is from RefSeq and is a predicted model, not a curated record. NCBI's taxonomy places the organism in Eukaryota, Fungi, Ascomycota, Saccharomycetes, Saccharomycetales, Saccharomycetaceae.
AUGAUAUUUAAUCACAAAGAGAAAUUGCAAGAGAAAGAGACUCAUGAAGGGCUACCUAAAAAAUUGCUUGUCGGUACUCACAGCUCUUCAAAGGAUACAAACACGAAAGGCCAUGAUACGGUAACGAAAAACGAAGAAGAAAAUCAUCAUAAUCUCCCUGGAUCACACUUGUUCCAUGUACCACAUGAUGAGACGUCUUCGUCUGCUGAUGAUUCUCAUCAUCAUUUGCAUUUAGGUUUGAAAAAAGCAAUUAAUAUACACGGUCCUAGUUUAAAUAAUUCAAUUAUUCAUGGUUCUUCACAGAAUGAUACAACAACUACCACAGAAGGUUCAGAUAAUGUUACGGAUAUAAAUAAUUCCAAAGGAAAGAACGAUUUUUUGGAGAUUCCGAAACAUAGGAAACAUGGUGGUAGGAGACUAAUUAGCAAGAGGAAGAGUAAUUCAAUGGAUAGUCCAAGAGCUACUGAAGUAAUGGAUUUUACUUCAGAUAACAUUACUGAGAAGGAAAAGAAAAAAACUAAAAGACGGAAGAGUUUCUCUAUAAGAAGAUCAUUGGAGAAAGUCUCCAGGAGUAAUACAAAUACAAUUUCAAAGAGUGAAGAUGGCACCAAUAAGAAGAAAAGAAAGUUUAACCUAGGAUUACGUAAAUCAUUGGACAAAUCUCGUAGGAAUUCGUAUGGUAAUUCUCCUGCUACUGAUACUUACUCUCUAGAUGAAGAAUCAAAUAUUAUGGUUCCUGCAACUCCAAAGAUUGUUACCCAAACGAUACCUGAUAAUCCAGAUAGUCCCUCCACUCCAUUAAAUAAUAUCAAUUCAAAUGGAACAGAAAGCAUUGAAACUUCUCCCUUUUUCGAAAGAAAAUUAGUGAGAGCAUCAGUUCAUGUAAGAAGCAUUUCAGAUUCACAAUAUGAUGAAGAUAAACACUUAAUGGCCAAGGUCAAUAAAAAAUUAAAGGCACCUUCUCCAAGAAAGUUAGAAGAAUUGGAAGCUGCACGGCAUAAGAGCCACGUUGAAUCUUCGGAGAUAAAACAAUCAAUUCCCAAAUUUAAAAAGGAAUAUUUGAAAAAAAUUAAUACAAUCGAUAAAAAUAAAUUAUAUCCCUGGAGACAUGUAGCUGAAUUUCAUGCUGAUGGGAAGGGGCAUGUUAACAAAAAGAGAGCAAGAGAUAUUGAAGCUUAUAUCAAAGGCACAUUCUAUAAUGACGUUUAUAUCAAUGUCUCAGCGGUUUUCGUCACAUGUCUUUUUGCUUGGUUAUUUGCUUAUUGGAAUUGCUCUUGGCUUUCUUUAGGGAUUGUCUUUUGUUUUACUGCGCAAAUCUAUAAUAAUGAAUAUAGAAGAUUCAAUAGAAACAUUAGAGAUGAUUUGAAAAGAGUCACAGUAAAGGAAACAUUAUCUUCUAAACUGGAAUCUACAUCUUGGUUAAAUUCUUUUUUGAAAAAAUUUUGGAUCAUUUUUAUGCCUGUAAUGUCUACAGAAGUUAAAAAUCAAUUAAAUAUCAUCUUAGCAACUAUUGAUCCAGGGUUCGGUGUAGAUUCUAUGGAAUUAACAGAAUUCACAUUGGGAUCUAAAGCUCCUUCUAUUGAUGGCAUCAAGACUUAUACUAAAUAUGGUGGCCGUAAAAAAUUUUGCAUGGAUUUAUCGAUUGCCUUUACACCAGGUGAUAUUAAUGAUAUGACUGCAAAAGAAAUUAGUCAAAGAAUUGAACCAAGAGUGGUAUUAUCAUUGAAGAUUAAAAAGGGGAUUGUUUCAAAAGAUUUGAAAGUCAUUUGUGAAAAUUUAAAUGUCUCAGGUAUUGUAAGACUUCUCUUUGAAUUUAGUUCAGUAUAUCCAAACAUUAAGGUUGUAUCUUUACAAUUAUUAAAACCACCACAGAUCGAUUUUGUAUUGAAACCUUUAGGUGGUGAUACAUUGGGUCUAGAUGUAAUGUCAGCAUUCCCAGGUUUUAAAGAUGCUGUUCAAUCCUCUAUUAAUGGUACUUUAGGUCCAAUGAUGUAUGCUCCUAAUAAAUUAGAUAUUAAUAUUGAUGAAUUGAUGUGUGCUACUCAAGGGAAUGAUGCUAUCGGACUUUUAGUCAUUACCAUUAAUUCUGCUAAUUCUUUAAAAUCCUCUGAUUUUAUUACAAAUACUGUAGAUCCUUAUAUUAUUUUCAAAUUAGAUAAAAGGGUUAAUGAACAAAUCGAAAUUGAUCCUAAAACUUCUAUUAAAUCGGAUACGAAGACACCUGUUUGGAAUGAAACUUAUUAUCUUCUUAUUAAUGAUUUAAAACAAAACUUAACCAUGUUGAUGUAUGAUUUUAAUGAUGUUAGAACAGAUACUUUUAUUGGUGAAAUCGAAUUUAAUUUAAUGGAUUUGUUAGAAGACCCAUCAUUGAAAAGCACAACUUCCACGCUAGUGAAAAAUAAUAAACCAAGAGGGAACUUAAAUUAUUCUUAUACUUGGUAUCCAAUAAUUAAUACAGGUGACGAUAAAUUAUUUUCUACCAAUAAAGACGCAGCUCAUGAACAUAAUGCAGAUCUAGAUUCUUUAGCCAAUGAAAGAACAGCCACUACAACUACGACAUUAGGUUCAGCUGCUUUUGAAGAAGUAGGAUUGGAUGGAAAUGUUAAUAAUGCUAAUAGUGAAGAAAAUAACAAUAAUAGUUUUGAUAAAGAUGCUGAUUAUGCACAUAGUCAUCAACCUGAAUCAGAUACAGGUAUUUGUAAACUUUCAUUAAAUUCAAUUCGAAAUUUAAACACCUCAGUUACAGCAACCGGUAGAUUAAACCCUUCUGCAGUUUUAUCCUUAGACGGUAAAGUAUUAAGAAAAUUUAGAACUUUGAAAAGAAUUAAUGAACCUUCGUGGGGUGAAACUUAUGAAUUUUUUGUACCAUCUAAACAAGAAGCUCAAUUAAAAUUGGAAGUAUUCCAUGAAUCAUCUUCAUCAAGAAGCUUGAUCUGUGAAUAUACGGCCUUUUUAGAUGAUUUAAUAUCAGGGAGCGGUAAAAAUGCAGAUUUUUAUCAAGGUUCACCACAAGGUGAUAUAUAUAUGCCAAUACAAUGGAAACCGUUACAAGUCGAAGAAAAUAGUAUUUCAAACAAUGCUGCUAGAACAGAUAUCGGUGCAAUUAGAUUAUUUGUUAAAGAAGUUAAUGUUAUUUCACAUUUGGAUGGUAUUGGAGAUAUUGAUCCAUACUUCAAAGUAUACGUUAAUAAAAAAAUCAUGUACGUUUCAAAAUAUCAUUCAGAUUGUUCGAAUCCUUUAUUCAAUACAAAAGUAUAUUUACCCAUCAAAUCGGAAAAUCAAGUUAUCACCAUUGAAUUAUUUGAUUAUCAAAGUGUUGGUAAGGAUAGACUAGUAGGGACAACUCAAAUCGCUGUAUCUAAUUUGAUUAAAAGAGAUAAAAAUGCGGGAAAUUAUAUUUGUGAUAAGAUUCCAGGCCCUUUGAAAAAAUAUUUCUUAGAAAAUAAGGAUCAUAUUACUACCAAUGAUUAUGUUAAUUGUUCAUUGAUUUUUAUACCAGUCAGUAAAGUCUUUUCUCCCGAAGAAUAUGAAUCAAUUGUUGAAUUGGAGAAAGAUUUGAAAGAAAGAAGAGCUAAAUUUGAAGAAAAGCAAUUAUUAUUGAAAAAUGAAAUGGAAAAAAAUCCAAGUGAUUGGGAAAUUGUUAAUAUUAAGGAUCCUUUUGAAGAAGAUGAAAAAGCUCUUCAUAAAAAAGUUAAAAUGACAUUAAAGGAAUUAAUCAAUUGUAACUCAGGUAUUUUAAGUUUUAGAGUAUAUGAUGGUAAAUUAAGUCAACCAACAGCAUUUUUGCAAAUAUUAGUAGAUGAUGUUGUUUACCCAGCCUUCACUUCUUUAAAAGCACAAAAUGGUAAACUGAUUGGAGAAAUCGGUAGUGUAUUUAUUAGAGAUUUAUCAAAUAGUAUUAUUACGUUUAGAAUAACGAAAAAAUUUAUCGUUAGUGAGCCUGCCGAUAUUAUUAAUGAAAUGACACUAAGUACCACAGAUUUCUUAAAAGCUGGUUAUAUGAAACCAAUUACUUUGGAUUACGAAGGCAAUGUAUUUGAUAUGAAGUUCUUAUACAACCCAACCAUCCAUCCAUUACCAAUUACCGAAAGUGUUGAGGAUACCGGUUACUUAGAUUUAGAUAUCAUAUCUGCUAGUAAUUUAAUUGCUGCUGAUAGAUCUGGUACUUCUGAUCCAUAUGUUUUAAUCUUUAUUGAUGGUUUGAAAAUGUAUAAAUCAAAGAUUGUGGAAAAGACCUUGGAUCCUAUUUGGAAUGAAUCCGUAAAAUUAUAUAUUCCAUCAAGAGCACACUCUACUAUUCUAAUCAAAUUAUACGAUUGGGAUAUGGUUAGUAGUGAUGAUUUCUUAGGAGAAACUUUACUAGACGUAUCCAAAAUGGAAAUCGAGGAAACUACCUCUUGGAACUUAAACCUGGAUACCCAAGGUUCCAUUCAAUUGAAGGCUACCUUUGCUCCACAAUUUGCUAAACCUCUAUUAGGAAUGAAUGGUGAUAUUGCCAAUAAUACACCAAUGAGAAAGGAAAAUCAUAGAAAACGUGAUGUUAUCAAGACUCCAUUGGGCGUUGUUCAAGGUGGUAUUGGUGGUAUAUUUACAGUUGUUGCUAAGACUGGUGAAUUCAUUAUUGACACAAUGGAUGGUAACAUUAUUAAGAUAAUUGUUCAUGAUGAUGAUAGAGAAUUCAGUAAUGGCAGUAGACUAACUCGUUCAAGAAAGUCUUCAAUUUUUAGUAGGAAAAUGAUCCAUGGUGAUGAAGAUAACGAAUCUUUAAAUGACGGUUUUGGUCAACCUCGAUAUUCAGGACAUUUUAGGCGUCGUAUAAGGAGUAUAGGAAGUAAAAUCGGUGGAAACGAUCAUCUUCAAAAAUUUAAAGAUCAUGGGAAGGGAGCUGUCAGUGAAGUCAAUAAUGAUUUCAAAAAUUUUACUGGAAAAUUAGAUGAUAACACCAACUUCCAAAGGAUUACAGGGCCUGGAAAACAAUUGGGGAAACAUCUAGGUAAAGAUUUUCAAACCAUGAAAGAUGAUGCUAAAAAUUUAAAAAGUAAAUCAUUAACUGAUGUGAGAAAACACUAUGGAUCAAUGAAAUUUCCUCACCUCCAUCCUGAGAAAUACAUAAGAUAG